UCCUCUCCAAUAGCUCCACUAUUGCCUCUGCCAGCCAUUCCGUGAACGAAGUAUGAGCAAGCACUCAGGCUACACAGUCACAUAUGCUGACGACGACGACGGCAACUCUUCCAAGGACAACCCCGUCUACUAACAACUACAUGAAGAUCCUUUGCGUUCGUCUUGGGCCCGUCUACGUAGGAAGAUUGAGCUGUGUUGUCGUGCUGAACCCAACCAGCGUUACACGGAACAGCCGAGCAACACUGCCAGCAGUCAAAGAACAUGCCCUUGAGUACGACUUGCCAAGGCUGUCAGGAGACUCGUUCCUAAGUGCUAUGAGUGGACAAUCAAGCGAACGCAGCGGCUGGUAGGGUAGUGCGAAGCCAAAACCAUGGCUCGUUGCAACCGAUAAUGGCUCGUGAUGCGCCACGCAUCCUAACGAAAGCGACUGCCAAUGUAUGAUGGACCACCGAAGUCC
Baudoinia panamericana UAMH 10762 is the source of this 457-nucleotide messenger RNA. RefSeq lists its product as uncharacterized. The transcript has a single exon. The record is from RefSeq and is a predicted model, not a curated record. Lineage: Eukaryota; Fungi; Ascomycota; Dothideomycetes; Mycosphaerellales; Teratosphaeriaceae. The coding region runs from base 84 to 350 and encodes 88 amino acids.